Messenger RNA from Setaria italica (foxtail millet), 1586 nucleotides. Its product is annotated as transcription termination factor MTERF8, chloroplastic-like. Lineage: Eukaryota; Viridiplantae; Streptophyta; Magnoliopsida; Poales; Poaceae. Gene Ontology annotation, cellular component: chloroplast. Gene Ontology annotation, molecular function: double-stranded DNA binding. The record is from RefSeq and is a predicted model, not a curated record. The transcript has a single exon. Gene Ontology annotation, biological process: regulation of DNA-templated transcription; chloroplast organization. The coding region runs from base 99 to 1298 and encodes 399 amino acids.
AUGUGCAUUUUGUGCGAUAACCGCUAGCCUAUAGCGCUUCCUCUGUCCCAUCCUCGGCGACGCCGCGUGCUUCCCCGCCGGCGCCGGCGCCGGCAGCCAUGCUCCCCGUCCAGAAACAACACCUUCCUCUCUCCUUCCGUCCCCGCACAACCGUCACGCUCCUCUCGUUGCGGCGCCACCAAUGCCGUCUCCCAACGACACGAUUCUCCACCACCGCCGCCGCCGCCGCCUACUCGGCUAGCAACGCCGCCCCCUUCGCCGUCGAGGAAUACCUCGUGGCCACCUGCCAUCUUACCCCUGCGCAGGCGCUCAAGGCCUCCAAGGUGCUCUCGCACCUCAAGUCCCCCUCUAGGCCCGAUGCAGUGCUCGCCUUCUUAUCGGGCCUCGGUCUCUCCGACGCUGACAUCGCCGCCGCCGUCGCCUACGACCCGAAGCUCCUCUGCUCCGAGGUCGAGCGCACGCUGGCCCCGCGCCUCGCUGAGCUCCGGGACAUCGGCCUCUCCCCGUCCCAGAUCGCCCGCCUCGUCCUCGUCGACCCCGCGCGCUUCCGCCGCCCCACCGUCGUCUCCAAGCUGCAGUACUACGUCCCCCUCUUCGGCUCCUUCGAUAACCUGCUCCAGGCUGUCAGGAGCAACGCCUACCUCCUCAGCUCCGACCUGGAGCGGGUGGUCAAGCCCAACGUCUCGUUCCUGAUGGAGUGCGGGCUAGGUGCUUGUGAUAUUGCCAAGCUGUCCCUCCCCGUGCCAAGGCUGAUCACCACCAACCCUGAACGCGUCCGGGAAAUGGUGGAGCGCGCCGAGGCUAUUGGUGUGCCCCGUCGCACCGGGAUGUUCAGGCACGCGCUGCUCGCAGUCGCGUUCCUUAGCGAGGAGAAGAUUGCUGCAAAGGUGGAGUUCCUGAAGAAGACAUUCAGGUGGUCGGAUGCUGAGGUGGGCAUCGCAGUUUCCAAGUUACCGUUGGUGCUGAAGCACUCCAAGGACAGACUGUGCCGCAUGUCAGAGUUCCUGAUCACCCAGGUCGGGUUGGAACCAGAGUACAUAGCUCACAGGCCUGCACUACUUACAUAUAGCUUGGAGCGUCGCCUGAUGCCUAGGCAUUAUGUUGUGAAGUUCCUUAAGGAAAAUGGAUUGUUGGAGCAGGACCGGAGCUACUAUACCGCUGUCCAAGUGAGUGAGAAUGUCUUCAUGGAGAAGUUCAUACGUCCUUACAAGGAAGCUGCACCAAGCCUCGCCCAAGACUAUGCUGCUGCUUGCAGAGGAGAAGCGCCGGAACCCAACACUGGCUCGGCAAGUGUUUAACUGUGUAGUGCUUAGCAAUGUUUUGACACUGAGCAGUGAGCUGGUAACUUUGUUUCAGUGUUCUUGCCUAACAGUAGUGUGUUGCUACAUGCUGGAUCAGUUGUGGUUAACACCCAAUGGAGCUAGUAUUUGGUUCCUGAAUCCUUGUAGACUCUUCUUCUGGUAAUGAGGACAGUAUGGCAUAGUUAUGACCACGACUAGAUUUAUCUUUGCUCUCUAUUAAUCAAGUUGACUAAGAUCUUCAGCAUCUUUGCUGUUGUUAUUAAAUUUCACAAGAAUGUUUGGCCA